This is a messenger RNA of Phragmites australis (common reed), 760 nucleotides long. RefSeq lists its product as uncharacterized. The record is from RefSeq and is a predicted model, not a curated record. Lineage: Eukaryota; Viridiplantae; Streptophyta; Magnoliopsida; Poales; Poaceae. The transcript has a single exon. Bases 71 to 709 code for a protein of 212 amino acids.
UGAAGCUAAGCAAGCUAGACGUACAACCAGUAGCUCUCGUUAACUUCAGUGAAUCAGUGACGCAGUAGGUAUGGCAUCGGGCGGGGGCGAGGGUAACAUCGAGAAACCACCACCAUUCCGGUGGCUAGAUGUGGCACGGUACGCGGUGGCCUCCGUGGUGACCGUGCUCAUCUUGGCCGUCAUCAUCAACUCCAUCAAGGUUGUUCUCCGCCCCGGCACCCUGUCCCUCUCGGUCACCGGAGGAUCCCUACCCGUGACGCGCUCGCCGACGCCGGAGAAGGUCGUGGUCUUCUAUUCCAACCUCCGGGCUCAGAACCCCAGCGGCCGCGCCCGAAUUUACUACAUCAACAUCACCGCGUACCUCUUCGACAGUAACACGUCGGCGUCAUCGUCGAAUCCGGCGUACGACUCCAUGUUCUACUUCCAUCUGGAAGACAUAGUCGUGCUCCAUCAAGAAGACACCGUGUACUCCUCCUUGCGGGCCAAUGGGACGAAGGACUACAUGCCUGAAUACUUCGACACGCUGUACAACAACAAGAACGCCACCAUCAGCGACGUGACGAUGCGGUUGGAUGGCAACCUCACCACCGAGGUGACAAUCAACAAGACCCGCCUGGCCACCUUCUACUGCACGCCGCUCAUCGUCGGCGGGGACCCGGACGACGAAGCCUUCAAGAAGCCGGACGACGUGCUUUGCGUCAAGGGGUAGGCCAGGCAUUUCAUUUAAUGAUUCUGCAUGCAUGGUUACGCUGACUCAAGC